Oldenlandia corymbosa var. corymbosa is the source of this 294-nucleotide messenger RNA. Lineage: Eukaryota; Viridiplantae; Streptophyta; Magnoliopsida; Gentianales; Rubiaceae. The record is from the annotation of a GenBank genome assembly.
AUGACGUCCCAACCAACUGACUUUGUGCCGGACGGAGAGGGAACUAUACCCCAAUCAAGUAACCCUGAACAGCCACCACCCCUGGACAAUCAAUCUGCUAAAAAACCAAAGUACGGAGGAGCUAAUGGUGUAAGCCCAACCCCUCUGAGCUUCAGAGACAAGAUCCUGAGAGGCCUUGAUUACUCGCUCUUUGACGUGGAAGAUGAUCCGGAGAUCGGGGAUGAAGAUGUCAUUCUGACGAAGGAUGGUGCCAAGGCCAAGAUUAUGAUAUCAGACCAAAUGAGAAGCUAUUGA